Molecule: messenger RNA, 1398 nt
Organism: Phodopus roborovskii (desert hamster)
Lineage: Eukaryota; Metazoa; Chordata; Mammalia; Rodentia; Cricetidae
Gene: Tspan10
Product: tetraspanin 10
Exons: 3
Coding region: 1-1398 (465 amino acids)
Cellular component (GO): membrane
Source: RefSeq, a predicted model, not a curated record
AUGGCGGCCGCUCCUAUCUCCGGGUUGGGGCCCCGGGCUGCCGCCGUCUGCCUCCCCAAAGGCCUCGCAGUCGCGGCCUCGGCCUCAGUCCCGGCCCCGGCCUCCCGCCGCCGCCGCCACCUCCGCUCCAGCUUCGCCGCCCGGCUCCGCCAGCCGCCGACGUCCAGUGCUUCGCUCAACGCACUCCGCCGGGCGAACACAGAGGAGAAACAAGGUUCCGGCCCCGCCAACGGCCGCGCGCAUGCGCAAGAGGAGCUGCGCGCACCUCGGCCCCGCCCAUCCGCGUCGCAUCUGGGCCGGGCCUCCGAGGCUCUGCAGCUGACCCAGAAGAUGGCAAAAACAAGACAGAAAAGCCCCGGGAAGAGAACCAGGCCCUUGAGGGGAGUUCUGGCUCACCAAUGCAUUCCUUUCCUCCUGCAGGGUACUGCUGGCCAGGAGCCGCCACUCACCAGGACCUGUCCACCUAUUUCAAACAUCCCAGGUCCAGCACUCUGGAAGGGUCAGGGAAGGGCCUGGGGCUGCAGAUGCUGUCCUGGCGCAAAGCACCAGGCCUGGAGGGAAGGCCAGGUGUCCUCUCUCCCACUUUCCACGGGAGGUAGCUGUGUCAAGUAUCUGACUUUCCUCUCCAACUUCUUCUUCUCCUUGCUGGCCCUCUUGGCCCUGGCGACAGGGCUCUGGGGUCUGGCUGUCAAAAGGUCUCCAGAGAGUGGCUGGGGUGGAGCCCUGCCGACAGAUCCCAUGUUGGCCCUAGCGCUGGGAGGCCUAGUGGUCAGUGUCGUGAGCCUGUCUGGAUGUCUGGGUGCUCUGUGUGAGAACAGAUGCCUACUGCACUUCUACAGUGGAGCUGUCCUCAUCUGCCUGGCACUGGAAACCCUGGCAGGGACCCUGGUGGUGGCCCUCUGGGGCCCACUGCAGGAUGGCCUGAAGUAUUCCCUGCAUGUGGCCGUCAUCCACUACGGGGACGAUCCAGACCUACGCUUCCUCCUCGACCAAGUCCAGCUGGGGCUGCAAUGCUGUGGGGCAGUUUCCUACCAGGACUGGCAACAGAAUCUGUACUUUAACUGCAGCUCUCCUGGGGUACAAGCCUGCGGCCUUCCUGCCUCCUGCUGCAUCAACCCCCAGGAAGAAGGAGCUUUGGUGAACACUCAGUGUGGCUCUGGGGUGUUGCACCUGGACCCGGAUGCAGCGGGACAAGUAGUAUACUUGCAGGGCUGCUGGCCUGUGCUACGACAGUGGCUUCGAGGGAACAUGCAGACCAUAGGCGGCUGUGCCAUCACUGUUGUCGUGAUCCAAGGGACUGAACUCUUGUUGGCUGCCUGCCUGCUAAGGGCCCUCGCUGUCCAAAAGGCAGCGGGCGGACACAGAACCCGGCCCUCUGUGAAGUGGCAGCAGAGCUGA